This is a messenger RNA of Medioppia subpectinata, 417 nucleotides long. NCBI's taxonomy places the organism in Eukaryota, Metazoa, Arthropoda, Arachnida, Sarcoptiformes, Oppiidae. The record is from the annotation of a GenBank genome assembly.
GCGAUCAUUCAAAAGAAAGACACGGCUUAUGGCUAUAGAGGCACCGAUACUGAUGUCGAGCAGAUAUUCUGCAGCGAUCCGACCCCUACUUCGGUCUAUUGGCAAUACGGCUCUAUGAGAGUCGAUAUCAAGGACGAUCGAUACGGGAAUGUAAUGGCAGUCGAAAACAACAUCUCGAAAUCAAUGCGACACAAGGCUCGAGGUCUCAUAGCGAUGGACAAACACCAGUCGUGGCCUAAACCCACGUGUUUUAGAGCCAUCCUUUCGAUCACAAACACCGAUAUUACCGAUCAAAGAGAGUAUACACUCAACGUUGAGAACGCCAGAGGAAUCACACAAAGUGUCAUCAAAUUGAAAGUGAACUCUCCGGUAUCGGCGGCUAUAAUGAUAACAAUCGGAUUAAUAGUGUUGAUAAUG